This is a messenger RNA of Closterium sp. NIES-67, 1509 nucleotides long. The record is from the annotation of a GenBank genome assembly. Lineage: Eukaryota; Viridiplantae; Streptophyta; Zygnematophyceae; Desmidiales; Closteriaceae.
UUCUUGUGUGAACAAGCUUGUUCAGGAGAGGUGAGGAUUUUCUGUUGUUUCGAGCAGCCAGUCUCCUCUGAGGCAUCCUUCUGUCUUUUUGCAGAAUGAAGCCUGUAGCCGAUACCAUGUCGGACGAGAAAGCCUCGAGAAGUCUUAGCGUUCUCAAAGACUUAAAUUUCAGUUUCGUGGUCACGGACCCUAAACAACAGGACAACCCCAUCGUCUACGUUAGCGAUGCCUUUCUCGAGCUGACAGGAUACACCCGGAAGGAGGUGCUUGGGCGAAACUGCAGAUUCCUUCAGGGUCCGGGAACUGAUAGAGGAGCAGUUGUGAAGAUUCGUGACGCUAUUCGGAACGAAGCUUCAUGUCAGGUUCAAAUUCUUAACUAUACGAAGGAUGGAACUCCAUUUUGGAACCUUUUCCAGAUAUCGCCUGUCCGUAUGGGUCCGAAGAAUGUGCUCGCGCACUAUAUUGGCGUGCAGACCUGCUUGCCUGCACGGUUCGAGACGUCCGAGCGGACUACAACCACGUUGGCCUCCGGAGAAAGCCCCACAUCUGUUGACAAAUCAUGUGCCGGUUCUGUACAUGUCGCCCCAAACGAUGACGACAUAGCUUUCAAAGAAUACGAGUCGCUUGCUAAGCUAUCUGCCGAGCUCGCACUAGAAAAGUGGGGAUCAUUCUGCGAGUCCCUACAGAUACCUGAAGCAGCUCAGAGGAGCGCAGGUCCUCAGGCUGCAGGUUCUUUAGUUGACUCUGUAUCUCAGCUUCCAGGAGCCCUUCUGACGUCUCUGGCAAGAAUUCAUCAGAGCAUUGUACUGGUGGAUGCAACAAACUCAGACUACCCAAUUGUCUAUGCAAGCAAGCCUUUCUUGAGCAUGACAGGUUAUUCUUGGCCAGAAGUGGUGGGAAGGAAUUGUCGGUUCCUUCAAGGGCCAGAGACAAAUGCUGACGAUGUCCAGCAGAUUCGAGACGCCAUACAGGGGAGCAGGUCAUGCUCUGUACAGAUUCUUAAUUACAGGAAGGAUGGUACGAAGUUUUGGAACUUGCUGCACGUGUCACCAGUAAGGUCCUUUGAUGGAAAAAUACACUUCUAUUGCGGCGUACUAAUGGAAGUCCCAGCUAAUGCACAUCCAUUUACCCAGACAAAUGCCUCUCAACAUCUUGGCGCCGUGGGUGCAGUUAGAAUUGCUGUCAGAAGUCAACAGUGCAAGAGCAGUUGAUGGUAGAUUGGACAUACCUACCUUGCAAGUUGUUGGAAAUACCUCAAGGACUUCAGCGUUUCUGAAGUAUGACACUACACUCGAGGAAAGGCGUAUCGGGUACGCGAGUCAACGGAGGUUACACGAGGAGGUUGGACGAAGGAACACGAAAGGACGAAAGACUCGAAUGGUCGCAACCGGAGGUUGCGACUGACCGUUACAACUGCAAGGGUGGUAACCGAACCGAUCAUCGAGUCGCUGUGCGACUCGAUAACCGUUCUUUCAACUGCAUUCCACAACUGCUUUACUUUCCUAUUUU